AGAAAAUGUGAGUAUUUAGUUAAUAGUGUGAUUUUCCUUCAUGAAAAUUGGGUGGUCAUCGUGGACUCCUUCACUACCCUAUGCCAAGAACAUGGAUACGAUUGGCUAUCUUUCCCCCUUAUCACUUAAAACCUUGUAAUUCUUUCUAUAUGCAUUACUCUCUUCUUCAACUCCACCUUCACCUCCCAACAAAUUAAGCCAAAGAUAAUCUUAAACAUGAAUGGCAGCCUCCCGGAUCACCAUAACUGGCCACAACCAGUGUUGUCAUACAGUGAAGCGGUUCGGGAGCUCCAUGCAACCAUAGAGAGUGAGUGGGACUCGGUUAAACAGUCGGCUUGCCAGACUGCAGCUGGACGGGCACUAUGGAACCAUGUUGUAAAUGACCCAUUAGCCGAGUUGUUCGCGGGUGAGACGUAUUUGAAAAAUCUUUAUGACAAGAUCAAGAAAGACCGGUUGAAUAAUGCGCCGGAGGUUUCUGGUGUGAUUCUCGCGGUUAGGACUCUGUGGUUCGAUUCGAAGCUGGAGCUUGCGGUUGAGUCGUUUGGUGGUGGUGGAGCUCAGGUUGUUCUUCUCGGUGCAGGAAUGGAUACGCGGGCGUAUCGGUUAGAAUGCUUGAAAGAAAGUGAUGUUUAUGAGAUAGAUUUUCCGGAGGUGAUGCAAAUGAAACAUACUUUACUUCAAGCAGCAAUCGGAUUGAUAAACGAGCCGACGAUGAUCGCGAAAUCGCUUAGAAGAAUAGCGGUAGAUAUCAGAGACGACGACUGGUUCAAGAAGCUUAUGGAAUCCGGGUUCAUCCCCGAGAAGAACACCGUGUGGAUUCUCGAAGGAAUCAUUUAUUACCUCCCUCAUUCUCAAGCCAUGGGAGUGUUGAAAAUAAUAGCCGACAACUGCAGGAUCACACACACGGUUUUGCUAGCGGAUUUCAUGAACAAACAAUCAACCGCACUUUCGGCUACCAACUACCACUUCUACAGUGACUGGCCUGAUCAACUGCUUCCGUCUCUAGGGUUCUCCGAUGUCAAACUUUCACAAAUUGGUGACCCGGAUGCUGAUUACGGUCUGUUGCAUGAUCCACAUAAUCUGUUUAACCGGCUGCGCGGUUUGCCAAGGUCCAUCCAAAACCACCCGGAUGAUGGAACUCCGUGCCGUCGGUUGUAUUUGGUGCAGGCUUCCGGUUCACCCAACGGUUCUUGAUGAGCGGAGAUAUGUUAUAUAUGUAGAUUUGUUUGCAUUAAUGUGAUUCUUUAAAGAAGCAGUAAGAAGAUAGUAAAUGAUGAACAACUAAACACAAAGUUGGAGGUUUACAUGAUGAAGAAGUAAAUGAUUUAAAGUUCAAGACAAUCUUUAAUCCCCUGCUCAAAAUUGUUAAGAGAAGAUAUGGUAUCCAUUAGUGCAUCAGCCACCUUCUGUCUGUAGCAAAAUAUAUAUAAAUAUUAUAUUAUAUCAUAUUAUUAUAUGUUUGAUUUAAAAGUA
This is a messenger RNA of Helianthus annuus (common sunflower), 1473 nucleotides long. RefSeq names its product putative S-adenosyl-L-methionine-dependent methyltransferase Mjls_1072. Bases 217 to 1194 code for a protein of 325 amino acids. Gene Ontology annotation, biological process: methylation. The record is from RefSeq and is a predicted model, not a curated record. NCBI's taxonomy places the organism in Eukaryota, Viridiplantae, Streptophyta, Magnoliopsida, Asterales, Asteraceae. The transcript is spliced from 2 exons. Gene Ontology annotation, molecular function: methyltransferase activity.